This is a messenger RNA of Pieris napi, 2163 nucleotides long. Its product is annotated as protein PFC0760c-like. Lineage: Eukaryota; Metazoa; Arthropoda; Insecta; Lepidoptera; Pieridae. The transcript has 5 exons. The record is from RefSeq and is a predicted model, not a curated record. Bases 1 to 2163 code for a protein of 720 amino acids.
AUGUCUACUAUCGAAGAUAAAUACACUGAAGAAACAACGCUGUACGUAACGUCUACUAUGGAAGAUAAUGAGACUGAAGAAACAACGCUGAACGUAACGUCUACUAUGGAAGAUAAUUACACUGAAGAAACAACGCUGAACGUAGAUUCUACUAUGGAAGAUAAUAACACUGAACAAAAAACGCUGAACGUAACAUCUACUAUGGAAGAUAAUGAGACUGAAGAAACAACGCUGAACGUAACGUCUACUAUGGAAGAUAAUUACACUGAAGAAACAACGCUGAACGUAGCGUCUACUAUGGAAGAUAAUAACACUGAACAAAAAACGCUGAACGUAACAUCUACUAUGGAAGAUAAUGACACUGAAGAAACAACGCUGAACGUAACGUCUACUAUGGAAGAUAAUGACACUGAAGAAACAACGCUGAACGUAACGUCUACUAUGGAAGAUAAUUACACUGAAGAAACAACGCUGAACGUAACGUCUACUAUGGAAGAUAAUUACACUGAAGAAACAACGCUGAACUGUAAUGUGCAACAUAGGAAUGGUUACUGUGUUGAAAGAUACUCAGUCAUAGCUAAUAAAUUGACAUUACGAUCGCCGACAAUUGCAACACCUGCUAAAAAUCUAACGUCGGGGGAAGACUUUUCCGACGAUACAUCGCCAUCUUUAAUGUCUACUAUGGAAGAUAAAUACACUGAAGAAACAACGCUGUACGUAACGUCUACUAUGGAAGAUAAUGAGACUGAAGAAACAACGCUGAACGUAACGUCUACUAUGGAAGAUAAUUACACUGAAGAAACAACGCUGAACGUAGAUUCUACUAUGGAAGAUAAUAACACUGAACAAAAAACGCUGAACGUAACAUCUACUAUGGAAGAUAAUGAGACUGAAGAAACAACGCUGAACGUAACGUCUACUAUGGAAGAUAAUUACACUGAAGAAACAACGCUGAACGUAGAUUCUACUAUGGAAGAUAAUAACACUGAACAAAAAACGCUGAACGUAACAUCUACUAUGGAAGAUAAUGAGACUGAAGAAACAACGCUGAACGUAACGUCUACUAUGGAAGAUAAUGACACUGAAGAAACAACGCUGAACGUAACGUCUACUAUGGAAGAUAAUUACACUGAAGAAACAACGCUGAACGUAACGUCUACUAUGGAAGAUAAUUACACUGAAGAAACAACGCUGAACUGUAAUGUGCAACAUAGGAAUGGUUACUGUGUUGAAAGAUACUCAGUCAUAGCUAAUAAAUUGACAUUACGAUCGCCGACAAUUGCAACACCUGCUAAAAAUCUAACGUCGGGGGAAGACUUUUCCGACGAUACAUCGCCAUCUUUAAUGUCUACUAUGGAAGAUAAAUACACUGAAGAAACAACGCUGAACGUAACGUCUACUAUGGAAGAUAAUUACACUGAAGAAACAACGCUGAACGUAGAUUCUACUAUGGAAGAUAAUAACACUGAACAAAAAACGCUGAACGUAACAUCUACUAUGGAAGAUAAUGAGACUGAAGAAACAACGCUGAACGUAACGUCUACUAUGGAAGAUAAUUACACUGAAGAAACAACGCUGAACGUAGAUUCUACUAUGGAAGAUAAUAACACUGAACAAAAAACGCUGAACGUAACAUCUACUAUGGAAGAUAAUGAGACUGAAGAAACAACGCUGAACGUAACGUCUACUAUGGAAGAUAAUGACACUGAAGAAACAACGCUGAACGUAACGUCUACUAUGGAAGAUAAUUACACUGAAGAAACAACGCUGAACGUAGAUUCUACUAUGGAAGAUAAUUACACUGAAGAAACAACGCUGAACGUAACGUCUACUAUGGAAGAUAAUUACACUGAAGAAACAACGCUGAACGUAACGUCUACUAUGGAAGAUAAUUACACUGAAGAAACAACGCUGAACGUAACGUCUACUAUGGAAAAUAGCUUCUCUGAAGUAACUUUGUCAUCACCAACGCCAUCUGAUGAAGACUUCUACUCAGAGGAACCUGCAUUAUCAUCAACUCCAACUGUUACAGAACAAUCCACUUCGAAGAAAGAUGAACUCGCUGCAGAAUCUAUGUUAACUAUGCUAGUUAGUUACGUCAGUGUUGGUGUCAUUGUAUCGCUCGCCGCACUUGCUGUUGAGGUAAAAAAAUAUUAUUCCUAA